AGAUUCUCUAAAAUUAAAAGUGGGGUGUGAUGGGGAAUAGAAGAGCACCAUGCUGUGACAAAAGCCAAGUGAAGAGAGGGCCAUGGAGUGAUGAAGAAAGUGAAAGACUCAGAUCUUUUAUCCUCAAAAAUGGUCAUCAAAAUUGGCGAUCUCUUCCCAAACUCGCUGGAUUGAUGAGAUGCGGAAAGAGUUGUCGUCUAAGAUGGAUAAACUAUCUGAGACCAGGUCUCAAACGAGGCAACUUCACCAAGGAGGAGGAAGAUACCAUUAUCCACCUUCACCAAGCUUAUGGAAACAAGUGGUCUAAGAUCGCAUCCAACUUCCCGGGAAGGACAGACAACGAGAUCAAGAAUGUAUGGAACACUCAUCUCAAGAAGCGGUUGGUGAAGAGGAGCAUUUCAUCAUCAUCAUCCGAUGUUACCAAUCAUUCAGUGUCUUCUACCUCUUCUUCCUCUUCCUCAAUCUCGUCAGUCUUGCAGGACGUUAUUAUUAAGAGUGAGAGGCCUAACCAGGAAGAGGAGUUUGGGGAAAUCUUGGUGGAGCAAAUGGCAUGUGGAUUUGAGGUGGAUGCACCACAAUCACUAGAAUGUCUCUUUGACGAUAGCCAGGUUCCUCCUCCUAUAUCUAAACCAGACUCACUACAAACCCAUGGGAAGUCAUCAGAUCACGAAUUUUGGAGCCGACUGAUUGAACCAGGGUUCGAUGAUUACAAUGAGUGGCUCAUUUUCUUGGAUAACCAAACUUGCUAGAACACACAAGGAGUUGACCCAUCAUGUCUUAUUGUUGCAUUGUCUUUUUUCCUUUGUUUUAGAUAAAUUGAGAACACACUGUUUUUGUAAAAGCUAGUAUUGGAAACUAAAAUGUAAACGAGUCAGAAGCUAGAAUGUAAACGGUUGGGGACAAAACCAUAUUUCACAUUAGAUAUUUUGAUGAACUUUGGAAACACAAAAACCUACGAAGCUGUCACUUUCUGCAUUACAAAAGAUUUUGCCCAUCAAAAGUGGGAGGUUAAGAAAAUGAUCAUCCACAAUCAUCAGCAUUUUCUUCUGCAAGCAGGUUUUUACUUUUACAAAAGGCUUUUUUACUACUCUAUUUCUGAGAUAUCCGAAGCUAAUGAGCAAUCAUCAAGGCCUGAGGUAAAGAAUGGAUCAUACCAUUGUGAACAGCUUAUCAUCUCUAUCUCUGCUGAAUUCGCUUUCUCAUCCACCUCCUGCUCCUCCUC
Molecule: messenger RNA, 1222 nt
Organism: Arabidopsis thaliana (thale cress)
Lineage: Eukaryota; Viridiplantae; Streptophyta; Magnoliopsida; Brassicales; Brassicaceae
Gene: MYB10
Product: myb domain protein 10
Exons: 3
Coding region: 30-749 (239 amino acids)
Biological process (GO): regulation of gene expression; regulation of DNA-templated transcription; response to iron ion starvation
Cellular component (GO): nucleus
Source: RefSeq, marked reviewed